Cantharellus anzutake is the source of this 463-nucleotide messenger RNA. RefSeq lists its product as uncharacterized. NCBI's taxonomy places the organism in Eukaryota, Fungi, Basidiomycota, Agaricomycetes, Cantharellales, Hydnaceae. Bases 108 to 368 code for a protein of 86 amino acids. The record is from RefSeq and is a predicted model, not a curated record. The transcript has 5 exons.
UGGUUUUUGCAAAAUCCCUCAAUCCUUUUCCAUACCUUUAUAUGAGUUGACAGUCCAGAGAACCAUACUUGAUUUCAUUAGUAAUUUACGCGCUCAUCUAAGCGCUGAUGGAAUGGAUGCUUCGGAGACCCCUUACUUACAGGUCUAAAAUGCACUUCAGGCACGCCGCCAUUUUUGCGCGUCUUUUUACGCCCAGACCGUUCGCCGGAAAUCCGGCUGUUGAAACCUAUCCCUUUCCGAAUUUGCAAACUGCCGACCCAGUGCAACGCGUACCGCCUUCUGUAAGGAUCCCUGCGCUUCUAGUAUCUUCUUUUUGUGCAACCCUCUGUCCUCUUGAGGCAUAUGGACUAAGCCAUCGUCCAGAUUAAAAGGGGUCACAUCACUCUCAUGGUGAUCGAUUUCUCGGCCUCCCUCACCGGAUGGGGAACAGUCACCUUUUCUUCCGUCGGCUCAGUGUUCAGCA